Molecule: messenger RNA, 2063 nt
Organism: Harmonia axyridis
Lineage: Eukaryota; Metazoa; Arthropoda; Insecta; Coleoptera; Coccinellidae
Product: meteorin-like protein
Exons: 5
Coding region: 267-1199 (310 amino acids)
Molecular function (GO): hormone activity
Source: RefSeq, a predicted model, not a curated record
AUUCUGGCUCAGUGUAAUCUUGAUCCCAGCUGCGUGAGGAGCUUGACGCAGUUCUAACCUCUCGCUCUUGUUUACGUUCAGCCGAUGACAUUCGCAAUCAAGUCAAUUAGAACAAUUGUUUUUAAUUGAUCUUAAGUGUAUUGCUCCGGGAACAACAAGUUACUCGAAUACGAGGUCGCGCAAUUUGACAUUAUGCCUCUUGGUUUUAAGGAACAUGUAAUUUGAAUGAUUAUUAUGUUGUGGUCUUGUUUGUGUUGCGCGCAAUCAUGAGAUUGGUGUUUUUGAAGAUGUGCAAUUUCUGGAAGACCUCGUUAUCGUCGCAAUUGGUCCUUUUGGGAUGUAUGGUCGUUUUGUCUUCUGCCUCUAUACUGGGCGAUGAGUGCGAUUGGACUGGAAGUGGACUCUCUACAUCAACUACUGAAAGAGGAGUCACCCCAGUCUACCUAAGAUGUCGCACAGGAAGAAUAACAUGGCUGUAUCCCAGAGGAGCUCUUCGGGUACUUCUUCGUCUUCCAGGACAGGACAGGGAUUUCCGAGCCUGCAUUAAGGUCCGAGAAGACGCCAACAAGCCUUCGGCGCGAUUGUUUCUAGAAGGACCCAGAUCUUUGUUGAAACUCUAUUCUCACAACGACGGAAGCACGAAAACAAUUCGGUGCUUCAAUAGCAAAAAGGGACAAGCUGCAAUCUAUGUUGAAGCUUUGGAGAAUGAUGGUGUCUCGAAAAUUGUAGCUGACAUCGAGUAUGAUCUUCAACCUCUCCCUAGAGGAAUACAUUCCUAUGAUCCAAAUGAAGAAUGUCGACCAUGUACAUCAGAAGAAUUAGCUCAUGCAUUUUGUACUAGUGAUUUAGUUACCAGAGGCAUAAUUCACGGAGUAGAACAACACCACACCGAAGAAUUGUCGCAGAUGUCAGUCAAAAUCACGAAACUCAUCAGAAACACAGUCGAAGAAACCUUCAGCAAUAAGGAUGUUGAAACGAACGAGAUACCAGAAAAUGAGUACGAUGAAGCCGAUAAAAAAAUCACGAUAUCAGUGGCGCAGCAUUGCGGGGUGGCCCAUGGAGUUGGAGAGUUUGUCUUCAUGGCAAGAAGAAAACUUGGAGGUUUGAGGCUGCAGUGUGCUCCGAGAUUGGAAGAUUGGGCGAAACUUAUUAGUACUCUUUCUGAAGAAGGCAAAGCCCAUUGCGUACUAAGGAGCUAGAAUUCUAUGGUUCCGAAAAUAACGUGUACUUCAAAGUUGGUUGGUCUCUUUUGUGACUGGGUUCAGCGAAAGAACAUUGCGGAUUCAAAGAAUCCAGGAAGAAUGCAGACUACCCACCAAGGUUCUUCCAUUUUCAAAAAGUAAUUUCACCUUACCCUAGCAUUUUUUGAGCUUUAAAUACCCUACCCCAUAAAAGGAAAUUACUUUUUCGAUUAGUGGAAACCUACUUUUUCUGUGAUUGCUACUGUACAUAAAUUGUAAUUACAACGAAAAUGAUUUACUUAAUUUGUAAUAUUGUAUAUGAGACAAAAAGGGGACUUAAUAUGUGCAAUAUUGCUUCCAGGUUAUACCAGAAGAUUUGUCCCUCUCCUGUAAAUUUUUGUUAAGUCUCCAUAUUGGAGACUCUUAAUGUAAAGUGUAAAAAUUGUAAAGAAUUUGUGCUUGAUUUAACGUUAUGAAUUUAACAGAUUUUUAUUGUUAUUCAACAAAAUGUCAAUACGAAAUUUGUGUUCGAAAUUGAAAAGAAUUCAAGGUGCCAAAUAAAAACAUCUAUAAAUGAAGACAAUGAUAAAUAUUGUAAAUAGUUGAAAAUUAGUAUUGAUCUCAAAUACACAAAAUAUAUUCAUCCAAAUUCUUAAAGUGGUGCGGUAUUAAACUAAAAAUUUUUUUGAAUUGAUUUUAUAUUUUCGAAAUUAUUCGAAAAAUUUUGUGAUUAUCUUAUUAAAUAAUAUCAAUUAAUGGAUAUGUUUGUGAGUACUUGAAUGCCAUACAGUUAUAUAUGAUGAAAAAUGCUGUGAUAAAUAGAUUUAUAUGGAAACGAUUAUUGUAUUUGUUAGAAUUUUGAAUUAUAAACUUUUAAGAUUA